Messenger RNA from Merops nubicus (carmine bee-eater), 2104 nucleotides. It is a transcript of the gene ARPP21, whose product is annotated as cAMP-regulated phosphoprotein, 21kDa. The annotation marks the transcript as partial. The transcript is spliced from 11 exons. Gene Ontology annotation, cellular component: cytoplasm. NCBI's taxonomy places the organism in Eukaryota, Metazoa, Chordata, Aves, Coraciiformes, Meropidae. The record is from RefSeq and is a predicted model, not a curated record.
CAAAACAGAAUUCUUCCAUUUAGAGAUGACAGACGAAGUAAAUCAAUUGAAGAGAGAGAAGAGGAGUAUCAGAGAGUGAGGGAGAGAAUAUUUGCACAAGAUUCAGUUUGCUCCCAGGAAAACCUUUUUGUGGAAAACAGUAGGCUGUUGGAAGACAGUAGCAUAUGCAACGAUACCCACAAGAAAAGACAGCUCUUUAGGGGGAACAGGGACAGCGUGGGGAAGGCGUCUGGCAGCCGGCAGAGCAGCACGGAGAACGACCUCAAGUGGACAGACCACCAGAGGCCAUGGAGCAGCACAGACUCAGACAGCUCCCACAGGAACCUGAAGCCAGCCAUCACCAAGACAGCCAGUUUUGGUGGGAUAACUGUCCUGACAAGAGGAGAUAGCUCAUCCAGUAACAGAAGUACCGGCAAACUGUCCAAAACAGGCUCAGAGUCUUCCAGCAGCGCUGGCUCCUCAGGAUCUCUGUCACGACUUCAUCAGCCUCUCCAAAGUGCAUCUCUUGUCCCCGGGGUCCCAGCCAGCUCUUCAGGCAACGUGUCCUACCCAGAGAAUGGGAUGAGUGGCCAAGUGGCCCCCAGCAACACCAGCUAUAUCAUUCUUCCACUUGAAGCUGCAGGGAUCCCACCUGGCAGCAUCCUCCUCAACCCACACACAGGUCAACCCUUUGUAAAUCCUGAUGGGACCCCGGCAAUAUACAACCCUCCCAGCAGCCAGCAGCCCAUGAGGAGCCAGAUGGUGGGACAAUCUCAGCAGCAGCCUUCAUCCCAGCAGCCCCAACAGCCCCAGCAGCAGCUGGCCAGUCACCUUGUCACACAGCCUGUUCAGGCCAUGCAGCCAUCUUCUCAGUCUGUCCAAUAUCCAGCAGUCUCUUAUCCUCCCCAGCACCUCCUGCCAGUCUCUCCAACGCAGCAGUUUUCCGUGCGGGAUGACAUGACAACACAGUUCAACCAGAUGAGCUUAAGUCGCCAAUCAUCAGGAGACAACCCAGAGUCACCUUCUGGUCCCGUCUACCCAUCGCCUCUCCUGCAGCAGCCAGCCCAGCAGACCAGCUACAUUAUGGCUUCCCCAAGUCAGCAGCUCCCCCCAGGAGGUUUUACAGGUUCAGGUCCACCAGUAUCUCAACAAGUGCUGCAGCCACCACCACCCCAGGGCUUUGUGCAACAGCCACCACCACCUGCUCAGAUGCCAGUGUAUUAUUACCCAUCUGGUCAGUACCCUACCUCAACAACUCAGCAGUACAGACCCAUUGCCUCAGUUCAGUACAAUGCACAGCGGAGUCAACAGAUCCCCCAGACUGCACAGCAAGCAGGUUACCAGCCUGUCCUGCCAAACCAGCAGCAGGGGUUCCAGGGUCUCAUGGGAAUGCAGCAGCCGCCCCAAAGCCAGAACCUGAUGAAUAAUCAACAGGGAAAUCAGGUGCAAGGCAUGAUGGUGCAGUAUCCAGCCAUGUCCUCUUAUCAGGUGCCAAUGACCCAGGGUUCUCAAGGAUUGCCACAACAAUCAUAUCAACAACCAAUCAUGCUACCUAAUCAAUCAGGUCAAGGAACACUUCCAGCCACUGGGCUGCCUGUCUACUGUAACGUCAUACCUCCUGCCCCCCAGAACAACCUCCGGUUGAUGGCCCCACACUGCCCCUCCAGCAACGUUCCAGUUCUCUCUGCCAGCUGCAGGACAAACUGUGCCAGCAUCAACAAUGCAGGGUGGCAGGUCAAGUACUGACACUGGGGCUUCACCUGGAAGACCAAGAGGGUAGCAGUGCAUUAUUUGAGGGAUAACUCACGGCCUUCAGAAGAGGAGGACACCAGGAUGAUGAGUUUGAGGACUACACUCAAGCGAUUUGCUGCUGGAAAAAUAUAAAAAAACCUGUAAAAAAAAAAUAAAAAAAAGAUAAAAAUUAAAAAUUUUGACAAAAAAACAAACAAAACAAAACAUGUUUGCUGGUUAAUGGUGCAUAUUUUUGUCAUGUCUGCUAGGUAUGCCUUUCUAGCUUAGCUAGUGACAUGAAUUCAUUGAGGUAAGAUUUUUUCCUACCACUGAACACCACUGUGUAGAUUGUAAUAUCCCCAAUUCGGAUUAGUUUUGUACUUUGUGUUGAGUU